Messenger RNA from Pelmatolapia mariae (spotted tilapia), 854 nucleotides. It is a transcript of the gene ptf1a, whose product is annotated as pancreas associated transcription factor 1a. Gene Ontology annotation, molecular function: RNA polymerase II transcription regulatory region sequence-specific DNA binding; protein dimerization activity; DNA-binding transcription factor activity, RNA polymerase II-specific. The coding region runs from base 1 to 822 and encodes 273 amino acids. The transcript is spliced from 2 exons. Gene Ontology annotation, biological process: developmental process; regulation of transcription by RNA polymerase II. NCBI's taxonomy places the organism in Eukaryota, Metazoa, Chordata, Actinopteri, Cichliformes, Cichlidae. The record is from RefSeq and is a predicted model, not a curated record.
AUGGAUGGGGUGCUGGACCCUUUCUCUGGACUCGACUCUUUCUCCUCCCCUCCUUAUUUCGACGAUGACGAGUUUUUCACCGACCAGUCCUCUCGAGAUGGACACUUGGAGACGGAUGACUUUCUGGAUGACGAAGUGGACUUCCUCUCGGGUAAUUUUCAAGACUAUUACAGCAAAGACGGCAGCGGCAGAGCGCCGCCUCACGAUGGAGACUACGACAUCGGCAACCUGUCCUUCUCCUCUUCGUCCUCCGUUUUCUCCUACGGCUGCGCAGACAGCACGCCGGAGCUGUCUCCUCGGAUGGGCCAUCACGGCGGGCCGUUGCUGAAGCGCAGGAGGCGGAUGAGGUCUGAGAUGGAGAUGCAGCAGCUGAGGCAGGCGGCCAACGUCAGGGAGCGGCGGAGGAUGCAGUCCAUCAAUGACGCGUUCGAGGGCCUACGCUCCCACAUCCCCACUCUGCCCUACGAGAAGAGACUCUCUAAAGUGGACACUCUGCGGCUGGCCAUCGGCUACAUCAACUUCCUGGCUGAGCUUGUGCAGUCUGACCUUCCUAUUAGAAACUCCAGCAGCGACAUGCACGCGCAGCCCAAGAAAGUAAUCAUCUGCCACAGAGGAACAAGGUCCCCUUCGCCAAGCGACCCCGACUACGGCCUGCCUCCGCUGGCCGGUCACUCGCUGUCUUGGUCGGAUGAAAAGCAGCUCCGGGAGCAGAACAUCAUCCGUACCGCAAAAGUCUGGACACCGGAGGACCCCCGAAAACUGCACAGUAAACCGGGCCUCACAGACAUCGAAAACGAGCCUCCCUUCAACCUGGUGGCCUGAACAGCAGCACAAGCCUUGCGCCAUGAAAAUGU